Heterotrigona itama is the source of this 1804-nucleotide messenger RNA. Lineage: Eukaryota; Metazoa; Arthropoda; Insecta; Hymenoptera; Apidae. The record is from the annotation of a GenBank genome assembly.
UUCUUCUUCUUCUUUUUCUUCGUCCUCUUUCUUUCCUCCUUCUACUUUUUUUUUUUUCUUUUGCCAUCUCUUCUGUUAUCCGGCGUGCUCUUUAAUAAUUCGUUGAAAGAAGAAGUACCAUCGGUACCAGUACGAUUAAACUUCAGAAAAACAGUGGACUUGGCUUUCGUUUCAUUCGAGAGUCAUUCGAAGGAUCAAAGUGACGUGAACUGUUUAUCUGUUACUCGCGAAUUAAUUUACGCAGAAUUUCGAACUGGAAUAGUACUACUAUCGGUGCAGACGAUGCAGUGACAAAAUUUAGCUUUUGGUUUUCUAUGAGAGAACAAGUGAGUUUACAAGUGAACCGGAUGGAACUCGAGUUGAGCGGAAGACUUUGGAGGAAUCGUGGUACCCGACGCUCCAAGUGACUGCGUACAAGUGAUCAUCAGUGUCGCAGAUCUGUUGAUACAUCGUAAUGACAAAGUGUCGGAUGCUGUAUCUGUAUAUUUAAGGAAAGGAUCAUUCUGUCGUUGAUAGAUCUCGCGUAAUCGUCUCGGUGUUCAAGUCUUUCUUCGGCAGGUCGUACAACAACCUGAGUAGUAUUUCCGAAUGCAAAAACGGCGGAGAGUGCGUGAUCAAUAAGAAGAACCGAACAGCCUGCAAGGCCUGUCGUCUACGAAAAUGUCUGCUCGUGGGUAUGUCGAAAUCUGGCUCGCGAUACGGGCGCAGAUCGAACUGGUUCAAAAUUCAUUGUCUGCUGCAAGAACAGCAGCAGCAGCAGCAACAGCAACAACAACAAUAUCAGCAGAAUCUGCCUAACCAACCUCUAACGCAGCAACGAAAACCCAUGAGCCCACCUAUUGGAAUACAUUCAGGUCAACGAAAAGACGACGCGCUGAUGCUAGGUUUGGACGACUACAAGAACUCGACUUCUCCUAGCAUCAGUUCUCCGGAAUCGCACAACAGUGACAGUUCCGUAGAAAUAUCGGAAAGAAGGGCAGCCUUCUCUGGACACCCAGGCUUCAGACCGUUACACUCACACCUGCAACCCUCCGUGGCCGACCUGUCGGCGCUCAGCAAAGAAAUGAUGAGUUUACCCCUUGGCUUUCACCUCGGUGGAAUGUCCUUGAUUCCACCCGCGUUUCUACCACCGCCAAGUCUCACCAUGUUCUCGCCCUAUCAUUUAUAUGCGACGUCUCACGGAGCUCCUCACCCCUUGGUACCGAACCAUUCAUCGACUCUGCUACGACACUCACCUGUGAUCGAAGACACAACCAGUCCGAUCACACCUGCAACCGCUAUCACGACCAGCACGACAAUUACCAUCGAUGGCAAAGACUCGUGUGGAAAUAACAAUAACAACAAUAAUAAUAAUAUUAAUAAUAAUAAUAAUACUAAUAAUAAUAAUAAUCACAAUCAUAAUCAUAAUCAUAAUCAUAGUAAUAACAACAACGACAGAUAUGCGCAUAAUAAUAACGUCCAGACGUCGAGGCAAAGUCCCUCGCCGAACGAAGAAUGUGGGGAAACGUAUAGCAAAAGAUUCUACCUGGAUGCAGUGUUGAAAAGUCAACGAACACACGCGGAAGGCUCACCGACGGUGAAGGAACGUUCUCGAAAUAAUUCGCCACUGUGUAACGUAGGGUCGGAAACGGAUUGCCCUCCUCCUCAAGAUAAUCCCAUGGACCUGUCCAUGAAAUCAGUCGCCACUUCUGUUAGCAACGAAGGAACGGAGGAAGAUGAAAUAGACACGGAGAAUGUGAGCGAUCGAGACAGUCCUCCUGCGAAAAAGAGGUCAACGCCCAUUGAUCUAACGACGAGAUCUUAA